Leucoraja erinaceus (little skate) is the source of this 2227-nucleotide messenger RNA. It is a transcript of the gene il17rd, whose product is annotated as interleukin 17 receptor D. The coding region runs from base 32 to 2083 and encodes 683 amino acids. NCBI's taxonomy places the organism in Eukaryota, Metazoa, Chordata, Chondrichthyes, Rajiformes, Rajidae. The record is from RefSeq and is a predicted model, not a curated record. Gene Ontology annotation, molecular function: interleukin-17 receptor activity. The transcript has 11 exons.
GGUGCACGGUGUAGCUGGGACUGGACCGUCCAUGGCAGCGCGUGUCCACCUCCUCCUGCUGCUGCUGACCGUGGCCGCAGGGUGGGAGCGGCGGGCAGUGGGGGCCGGAGCCACGGCCGGACAGCGGGGCUCACUGCUCUGCCCCAGCAAGGACAAUGGAAGAACAGUUUCAAGCUUCCGAUAUGAAGACUGUUCAUCGCUUGGCGAGGUGAAAGGCCAGCAUGCUAUUGACCGUGUGGGUGGGUUCUGCUUCAGCCAGUUUCUACAGGGAGACAGGGUGGCUGUGCGAUUUCAAUGGACCCCAGGCCCCUUGGGAAUCGAAUACAUCCGAGGCUUCAAAAUAAUUCUUCAAGAAGCUAAAUCGAUUGGUGCCGAGAAAACAUGUCAGGCGUUGGUCUUAGAAGAAAAAAAUCAACUCAAAUACUUCAAUAAAACUCUGGUUCUGAAAUCGCAUCUGUUUCGCAGUUUGAAGUUUAAUACGCAAUAUAACGUGACCAUUCUCCCGUUUCCCAAUCUCCUGGAUGCAAAUAACACGUUUCAGUUUGAGGUGGAAUGCUGGUCUCCGAAGAACCUCGACGUCAAUCAACCGUACCUGUCCCCACACGGCAAUGUGACCUUUGACCUGGCUCCUUCUAUUUUUGGGUUUAAGGCCUAUCAUAUACGCUGCAAGAUGAACAGUGGCUUCCAGAAGGAGAAGAAUAUCUUUGUGGUGACGGACUCCAGUAAUGCCACUGGAAAACAGGUCAACUUCACUAUCAGGCCAGUGCUGUUCCCCUGGGCUGGACCUCUCCGGGCGAUGGCCAUCACUGUUCCCCUGGUGGUGGUAUCUGCAAUCAUCACCCUCUUCACCAUUGUCUGCUGCAAGAAACAGCAAAACCCGGUGUAUUCAGAACUGGACGAGGAGAAUUCCGAAUCAUCGCCCUCCCCGCGGACCAGAGCAAAGGUUUUCAUUUGUUACUCCAGCAAAGACUGUCAGAAACACCUGGCUGUGGUCCAGUGCUUUGCUGCCUUCCUGCAGGACUUCUGUGGCUGUGAGGUUGCUUUGGACUUAUGGGAGCAGCUGGAGAUCUGCAAGGAAGGCCAAACGGCCUGGCUAAGUCGGCAGAUCAUGGAGUCUCAUUACGUCAUUGUGAUCUGUUCCAAGGGGAUGAAGUUCUUUGUGGAGAAGAAGCAGCACAAACACAGAGGCCGCUGCCGUGAGGGCGAGCUCUUCCUGCUGGCCGUGUCCAUGGUUGCCGAGCGUCUGCGACAGGCACGACUACAGGCGGGCAACCCCUCCAGGUUCAUCGCCGUCUACUUCGACUACUCGUGCGAGGGGGACAUCCCCGGGGCGCUAGACCUGGCCUGCAAGUACAAGCUGAUGGACCACUUCCCCCAGCUCCACUGCCACCUGCAUGCCCGGGACGUCCGCCAGCCCGACUCCGACACGGACGCUGACACGGACACGGAGCAAGCCAACCUCCGCAAGAGCAAUUACUUCCACACACGGUCUGGCCGCUCGCUCUACAUGGCCAUCUCCAACAUGAAGCAGCUGAUUGAGCUGGAGCCCAACUGGUUUGAGAAGCAGCUGCUGAUGCCCGGCCUGCUUCCCCUCCCCCUCCCUCCACGGCAGGCGAGGCCCAGGACCGACUCGGGCCUUGUUCUCAACGAGGUGGUCUUCAAACAGCAGCUGACCCACCAGGACUUCCACUUGAAGACCAGGGCAGACAUCACCCCCACCAACUCUGUCUCCUAUUCCAUCAUCCAGCACUUGGACGUCAGGGAGGACGGGGACGACUCUGACCCUCGGGAAGCGCGUGCCCUGCUGAGACCCGCCCCGCACACGCUGGCCGUGGUCACCCUGCCUGAGAUGCCCAGGGACUCCGGGAUAUAUGACUCCUCAAUCCCCUCGUCAGAGCUCUCGCUGCCUCUAAUGGAAGGCUUGUCCUCAGACCAGGCCGACACUGGCUCCAUGGCAGAUAGUGUCUCCACAUCCUCCGGCCUAGGCGAAGAUGACCCACCUGCUCUCGCAACCAAGGCAGCAGUUCCUGGACUGUGUAAGCUGGAAGUGGACAGCCAUGUGCAUGGUGCUGUGACCCUAUAACGCCGUGUGACACCGCAGACGCAUUGCCACUUUAGCUCUUGAACUUUACCACCAAGGACCCUGCCCUGUCCCAACAACGUUGCGAGCAGACCCCGUGCCAUGGUGUCUAAGCAAGACGAGCCCUGUCUCUCCAGCUCACCACAA